Prinia subflava (tawny-flanked prinia) is the source of this 3518-nucleotide messenger RNA. RefSeq lists its product as uncharacterized. Bases 255 to 1511 code for a protein of 418 amino acids. The transcript is spliced from 2 exons. NCBI's taxonomy places the organism in Eukaryota, Metazoa, Chordata, Aves, Passeriformes, Cisticolidae. The record is from RefSeq and is a predicted model, not a curated record.
GUUUGGGGACCCCUCCCCGUGAGGGGCCCGGGGGAGCCCUCCCCGUGAGGCGUUUGGGGGACCCCUCCCCGUGAGGGGCUUGCGGGACCCCUCCCCGUGAGGGGUUUGGGGACCCCCGUGAGGCGUUUGGGGACCCCCGUGAGGCGUUUGGGGACCCCCGUGAGGCGUUUGGGGACCCCCGUGAGGGGAAGGGCUGCGAUCUCGGGGGUGUGAGGAGGGAAAAGCCCCGAGAGGCGUUGGGAGGACCCUCAGGGAUGGAGGGGGCUGGAGGACCCUCUGAGAGGGGCGAUCUUGGCGGUCUGAGGAGGAGGGACCCCCGUGUGGUGAACGCUCACCCAGAGAGCAAAUCCCGUCACAAACAUCCCACCUUCAUCCUUACAUCGGGGCAAGUUCUCGAUCUCCUCCCUUCAGCGAACGCCAAAACUACCUCAGUCCCAGGAGUCUCCAGCCACACUCUCGAGCCUUUCCCCUUCAGUUUCUAUUCAAGGAAGAGAGAAGGAAACCCUGGCUCUUUUCUCUGGCGUUUGCUUUGUUUCCCAAGGCAAGAGGGAGGAAGUGGUGGAAGCAGAGGCUGUGGACUGUGCCACCCGAGUGCCACUGUCCCCAAGCCCCCUGCCCCUGCCAGCCCUGCCAGCGAGGCGAGGAGCAGCCGGGUUCAAUCCCAAAAGGAAAAAAUUCCAGCUCCUGUGAGCCCGGGCACUCCUGGGCACGGUGGGGCUGGGAGGGCUGAGUGUCCGUGGGGCGACAGCGACUCAGUGACAUUUAAACCACACCAGGAUAUUUUGGGUUUUUCCUGGAAACCCAACACCCUCAGGAGGAGAAAUGCCAAGCUGGCCGUUGUCUCUUUGGCAGAGACCCUUCCUUUAUCCUGUCCCAGUCUGGGGGUAAAUCAUCCAACUGCUGAAACUCCGACCUGUUAUUCCAUCAUUUAUCCAAGGCUUUGUACUGUGCCAUUAAUAUCAGCCUCAGCCCACCUUGUCCCUGCAUUAAACUGCCCGGGGCACUGUAAUCUCGUUAUUUUACGAGACAGAUACAAAUGGUGUUCAGCAGAGCAGGGCACAGCUCCAGAGCUCUGUUUUGUUUCCUCCAGGGAUGUCAUUCCCCAGCCUUGCCUACUACCGCCAAUUCUUCCAGCGUGUCCCAGGGAUACUCGAUUAUUUGGAUUAACUUCGGGGCAGGAAAAGAGGAUUAGGAAGCAGAGCCGCUCUUUAGUGCGUGCAUGGAGACGGGUUACAUCAGUUCUGUCUGUUUACAGACUUGCCCUGCUGAAAAACAAUUUUCUAAAGCUGUUAAUUAUUCUGAAUUAUUUGCCAAAUUACUACAAAUCAUUCCUGGCUUGGGACCCACCAGGAAGACAAAGGGGGAACUGUUUAGGUGGUGCUACCUUCAGUCACUCACAUGAGCUUUCUCCUCCCUGCUUGGCCAAAUUCUGCCUUCCCAAAGCAAAAACUCAUGUUUACAGAUUUAAAAUAUUUAUUCUCUGGAAAUUUGCAGUUCUUGCAUGUGCUUAAAGCUGCUUGGGAUCUUAGAGACAGGAACUACCCAGGAGACUUUUCUAUUCCUCUCCUUCACCCUGUCUGGGCUGGAAGUUCCAUUACUGAGGCAUCAAAAUGGUGAUUUUUUUUUUUUUCCCUCACAUGGUUCUUUUUAAAAUUAAAAAUUUUGACUCAAGGUGGGAACUUGACUGAGCUCUGGGCCGUGCUGGGGUGGGGGCUCUGCCAAAGCCCCCCGGAGCAGAGCUGAGCCCGGGGUCUCUCUGUGACAAACCUGGAGCUCGGGGGUUUUACUGGGAUGAUUCAGGAUUCCCAGCAGGAGCUGGGCACAAUCCAGGUCUCAUCCCUCUUUCAGGAGGAAAAAUGUUUUUCUCAUUUCCCUCCCAACUUUUCAUCACUGGUAACUCUUAUUUUCCUUGGUUCCACCUCCUCCCAACCUCUGAAAUUCAUCCGGGGGGGUCUCACCUACCUUCCCACAUUCCCUGCACGCUGUGGGAACACCCACCAGCCCAAUGACACUGUCACCUCCCAAUCCUGGCAUUUGUAAGGGAAAAUUGCUCUUUUUUCCUCUUUUUGGUUAAAUCCGGGGCUGUUCCCUCAGUGCCAAGAGCUGCCCCCUCCAGCCUCCACUUCCCGCCAUGCCAAAAGUGCCUUGAAACCUUGACCUGCAGAGAUCAGCAGCUUUUCCACAAAAUUCCAGCCAGCCAGGUGAUCCGACGGCUUAUUCUGGGAUGUCAAUACCUGCAUUGUUGGGAAUGGGAAGAAAUCCCACCGUGCCAAAGCAGCUGGAUUAGUGCUGAGCUGCCUGGGAAUUCCAGCCUGAACACAGACCUUGUGCAAGGACCUGCAAAUCCCAGGGACCAGAUCUCAAAUGGCAACAAAAAUAAUCUCUUGACGUGUCGCUUUAAACAUUUGCAGAGGUGUGGAAGGGAUUUUUCCCUUUUAUCCAUGAUUUUCUUCUUCCAAGAUUGUUAAUUUUUGGAUCGAGGCAAAGUUGAGUGUUUGUCACAUGGAGCAUCUCAUGCUCUCGGGGAAAAGCAUCCUUCACCUGCUUUUUUCUGGAAGAAUUUGAGGGAGUUUUUCAUCAAAACACCCAAAAUAAAAAAUUCCUUAAUUUUACAAUAUUUAGGCAAAUAUUCUACUUCCCACACUGGUCAGUGGUGAAAACUGGUGGCACAUGGAAAUCCAGACAUGGGAGCCUGGGAGUCUGGUUGUCUUUCGAGAUACAAAUGUCACAUUUUAAAACUAAAAUUUCUAUUUUUAAAGAACUAAAACAUUUUUAAACAUGCAGCUGAUCUGUAUUGUGCCUUUCCCACUGCCAUCUUCAAUUAUUGCCAUCCUUCCCCCCAAAACAGGUGAUUUUGCCAAAAAAUCCCUUCAGCUGGGGAAAAAACUUCCCCUUUGGAGGAGAAAAUAAGAAAUAAAAAGUCUGUGGGGCUCAUGGGAAGUGGUUUGGGUUAUUUUUGGAGGAAAUAAAGCUGAGUGUGUCACCUUUUGCAGGGGAAUCCCCUGAUUUAAUUUCUGGAAUUAUCCGUGUAUCAAAGCCGACCAAAACCCAGGAGGAUUUGAUCUUUGCCUGGAAUUCAGACCCGGCUGCUUCCCCAGCUCUUCCACAGAAAAACACCAGGAGCUUUUUCAGCCCAAAGCAGCAUUUUUCUGGUCAGUAAAUUCCCUCCCACGGCGGCGCAGGCCGGGCUGUGCCGUGUCAGGGCUUUUCCUGCCUGCGCCUCCUCCGGCCUCGCGCCGUUCCCGAGCCUGGAUCGCAUCCGUGCCCGCGUGGGCCCGAGAGCCCUGCCUGUCUGCCCUGUCAUUAGCACAGCCUGGGGUUAAUUAACGCGCUCGGGGGUUAAUUAGACACGCGUUUCCCUCCUGUUGGCGGUAACCAGCUCUGAGCGGUUUUCCCAAACCAGUGCAAGUGGGAAACCCCAGCUCUGUCCUCUCAGACACCCAGGACGGGGCAUGGCAGAGCUUCCACCCCAUCCCCUUCUGGGGGCAAAUCUCGUUAUUUCAUUAAUCUGGGCUUUU